CUCCCGAAUCCACGAACGCUUGAGACUCAGCCGAAACUCAGCAAGGCAACCGGAACCACCACCUCUAACAAAUUCCCUGACAGUGCGGCAACAGAGCAGUACAACAUAAAAUCCACUCCCUGGUCCCAAUUUCGAACUUACUUUCUCCUUCUAUUUCCCUCCCGACGUCCAAAAACCUAACCAUUCUUUCUAUCCAACAUGAAGAAAUUCGGCUUCAAGAAGAGCGAGGGGGGGGACGAAGACUCUCUGAAGGCUUCAUUGUUCUCACGCUCUUCGAAGAACGCAUCGCCCGCUCCGGCAGCGUCAAACCCUUACGCCCAACCGCAACAGGCUGCAGAUCCGUAUGCUCAAGACAACAACAAGUAUGCGAAUAUGGGCUCGGUGGGACCUUCUGGUCCAUCACCAUACCAAGCAGCACGACAAGGCCUUCCGAGCGGACCUGGGCCUGCUCGAGGGGGACUUCCAAGUGGGCCCGGGGCCAAUCGUGGAGGAUACGGAGGAGCACCUGCUGUCGAUCGUGGCCCAGCCGCAAGUGGUGGGGGAUAUGGAGCUGAGAAGUACGGCAGCGGUGGUGGUUACGGUGCCAAUCGAUACGAUGGAGCGCCCAGCUACGGUGCGGAAUCCGGCUCCAAGUACGGUCCGGGAGGCUACGGGGGAUUGGGUCGAACAAACAGCAAUGAGACGACGACCACCGAGGACAAUCGGGAGGCUCUCUUUGGAGGCGCCAAGGACAGAUAUUCCCAGCGGGGUGCUAUACCACCAAGCAAUGGGCGCCCCGGAGGUGGUUACUCUGCUGAUUCGGGGACAUCAGGUCAAGAUAGUGGAUAUGGUGCAUAUGGGGAGGAGAGACAAUUGACCGCAGAGGAGGAAGAGGAAGAAGAUGUCGCAGCUACGAAGCAGCAGAUUCGUUUCAUGAAGCAAGAGGAUGUUUCAAGUACCCGCAAUGCUCUUCGCAUUGCAGCCCAAGCUGAGGAGACCGGCCGAGCUACUCUGGCCAGACUUGGUGCCCAGGGAGAACGGAUUCACAAUACAGAGAAGAACUUGGAUCUUGCUGCUAAUCAUAAUCGAAUCGCCGAAGAGAAGGCAAAGGAGCUUAAGACCUUGAAUAGGAGCAUGUUUGCUGUUCACGUCUCAAACCCCUUCACGGCCAGUUCUCGCCGAGCCGAACGAGAUCAAGAAAUCAUUGAGAAACAUCGACAGGAACGUGAGCAGCGUGACGCGACGCGACAAGCCGCCUUUGGGACGCAGCAGCGAAUGGAGCGCGCUUUUAGUGAACUCCAGCCGGGAGAUGUUGGAUAUCGGGCUCCGCAGACCAAAGCUAGCCUCGCAGAACGGUCCAAGUACCAGUUCGAAGCAGAUUCGGAGGACGAUGAGAUGGAAAACGAGAUUGACAGCAAUCUGGAUGCCCUGGGUCACGCUGCGGGGCGACUGAACGCACUGGCCAGGGCCACAGGCAAGGAAGUGGAUGAGCAGAACAAGCAUAUUGACAGAAUCAUUCAAAAGAGCGAUCGUGUGGACGAUCAAAUCGCCAUGAACAGGGCCAGACUGGACCGCAUCCAUUAGGACUGUUUGAGUUGGGGUUUUCAGGGUUUUGCAUCAUUGUAAAGGAGUUAGUCAUUCACAAUAGAGCGCUGGAUCUUAGGCAAGGUCUUCUUUCAAAAUGCAUCAAGUCUUCUUCCAAUUAAGCUUGCCUACCUCGCGUC
Molecule: messenger RNA, 1703 nt
Organism: Mollisia scopiformis
Lineage: Eukaryota; Fungi; Ascomycota; Leotiomycetes; Helotiales; Mollisiaceae
Exons: 2
Coding region: 199-1563 (454 amino acids)
Biological process (GO): vesicle fusion; exocytosis
Cellular component (GO): SNARE complex; plasma membrane
Molecular function (GO): SNAP receptor activity; syntaxin binding
Source: RefSeq, a predicted model, not a curated record